Molecule: messenger RNA, 1827 nt
Organism: Daphnia pulicaria
Lineage: Eukaryota; Metazoa; Arthropoda; Branchiopoda; Diplostraca; Daphniidae
Product: cyclin-dependent kinase 20-like
Exons: 8
Coding region: 13-999 (328 amino acids)
Biological process (GO): protein phosphorylation
Cellular component (GO): nucleus
Molecular function (GO): cyclin-dependent protein serine/threonine kinase activity; ATP binding
Source: RefSeq, a predicted model, not a curated record
UUAAACGUUCUCAUGGAAAGAUAUAUUGUGAACGGCAGGAUUGGGGAAGGGGCACACGGGAUCGUUCUUAAAGGUAUCGACAAGUCCACAAUGAAACUGGUCGCCAUGAAACGGAUAACGUUGAAGAACAUUAACGAGCAGGGAUUGCCGAACUCGGCUGUACGUGAAUUGCUGGCUCUUCGCCUGAUCCGCCAUGAAUAUGUAGUGAACCUAGUGGACUAUUUCCCACAAGGAUAUUCGCUUGUGUUGGUCUUUGAAUAUUUACCAAUAGAUCUCUACGAAUUUUUGCGCUCCAACUCCAAACCUUUACCGACGAGUCACGUGAAAAGCUACAUGUGGAUGCUAGCCAGCGCUGUGGAAUAUAUUCAUAGUUUGGGUAUUAUGCAUCGGGAUUUGAAGCCGGCCAAUUUGCUGAUUGGUUCCCGAGGCGAACUGAAAGUGACCGAUUUCGGAUUGUGUCGUACGUUCAAUCAUUCCGAAAAGGCUCAAAGAUUAUUCACACAUCAGGUGGCUUCACGGUGGUACAGAGCACCGGAACUGCUCUAUGGUUCUCGCAAUUAUGGACCGGAAGUCGAUCUAUGGGCUAUGGGCUGUAUCUUUGGUGAAAUGUUGAAGAAUUCUCCCCUUUUUCCGGGAGAAAAUGACAUUGGCCAACUGUGCACAGUCAUUCAAGUACUAGGCACUCCAGACGAAGAAAAUUGGCCAGGUGUAUCAGCAUUGCCAGAUUUCCACAAAAUUUCAUUUACCAAAACUCGGAAACAAAUCUCCUUUAAGAAAAUCCUGAUUGAUGUAGACGAAUCGUCACGAACGAUGCUGGAACAAUUUCUUCGCUAUUGCCCCCAAUCACGAAUAACCGCUAAACAAUUUUUAGAAGCUAAAUAUUUUCAAGAAGAUCCGUUGAUGGCUGCAAUAGAAGAGCUGCCUCUUCCGACCGAGAAAUCAGUGAAUACCGCAACGGCUGAAUUUGUUAACUGGGACUGGUCUUCUACACAUUUUUAAAUAAAAGUCUAAAUAAAACAACUUAUUUCUUUUCACUGACAGAGUGCUGCCAUUUAUUUUUAUUAUAUUUGCUGCUGGCUGGGGGGAGAUCUUAAUGUGAAUAUUUUUACGCUACUAGAACCGGCUGGCAUGUCCCUCGGCGGAGAAAGUUUUCAUUAGGUCAAGGUUUCCUAUAGCGUUAAGAAAGGUCACGUAGAGAAAAAAUGCCAUCUCAUACUCGGAGAAAGUAGGGAGGUGGAGCACCGCGAGGACGGGGGGUGGUGGAAGUAUAAAGGCACAAGAAGAAGGUGCUGCGCUGAAUUGAAAGUAGUCUACGUGUGCUCGUCCUCUACGUGUUGUAACUUUCGAUUUCUGUAGCCAAACUCAAUUUGCAACACAAUGUAUAUUAAUAAGAAAGGUUGCGUCGCACUGGCCUUUUCUUUCACCUUAAUUUUCAGUAUACAAAACUGCGAAGCCAAUAAGCGCGAAAAACUUAAAAAAGUUUUCGGAUUUCUCGAUUUUGAUGCCAGGGACGUUAAAGAACCUACGGCGUUUGCUCCGAGAGCCCCCGUGGUUGUCGUUCCGCAGUAUCGGUCCAGCAACCCAAUAUACAUACAACCGUUAACAAACCCUGUCCCUGAGGUUAUGCUCGGUGGUGUUUCUCCGUACUCGAAUUUGGAUGCUAAUGGAAGGAACAAUCCUGCACUGUGGCAAUAUUCAAAUUUGUAUCCAGAGCAUCAAUAAUAUCAUAGUUACGCGUAUGACCAAAGAAACUGUCAUUUAUUUUAACCGUUAACAACUAUCUUUCUAUUUUAAACCAUAAAUAAAAGCCGACAUUUAUUGAUUUUA